AUGGGUUACAAACACUACUGGGGCGUCAAAAACCCAACCAAAUGGUCCGAAAUAUGGCCCCAACUCAUCUCAGACGCAAACCUCAUCAUCGAAACGCUCAAAGACCGGGCUCCGCUCAUGGACGAAAAAGAUAAUUAUCACCUCCCGACCAUCGAACGCGGAAUACACAUCAAUGGAAAAGACGCCCUUGAAGAUUUUGUGUUGGAGGAACAUGAGGGUCAGGGGUUUGACUUCUGCAAGACGGCUCGCAAAGAAUAUGAUGUGAUGGUUGCGACCAUUCUGAUUCGUGCGAAGAUGUUGGCCGGAGAUGCGUUUAGUUUUAGCUCUGAUGGGUGUUGGGAUGAAUAUGAGUGGAAGGAUGCCUUGGGUGUUUAUCUUGGCUUGUGGCCAAAUGAAAAUUUGUCGAUGAAGGAAAUAAUGGAAGCUUGA
Messenger RNA from Sclerotinia borealis F-4128, 429 nucleotides. The record is from the annotation of a GenBank genome assembly. NCBI's taxonomy places the organism in Eukaryota, Fungi, Ascomycota, Leotiomycetes, Helotiales, Sclerotiniaceae.